GAAAUGGAAAAGUAGACUAAACGCAGAGAGAACAAAUGGCUCCUUUAAGAAAGUCAGCUGGUGCAAAUAAAAAGUUCGAAGGAGGAAGUAGGAAGUCGUUUACGAACAAACCAAGCACAAAGGAGAGAAAUUGACCAUUUAAGACAUAAGACAAUGGCGGGUAUUAAAGCGCUGGUUGGCUUGUCCUUCAGUGGAGCUAUUGGCUUGACUUUCCUGCUGUUGGGCUGUGCACUGGAGCAGUAUGGGGUGUACUGGCCUCUCUUCGUCCUCAUCUUCUACAUACUGUCUCCUAUCCCCACCUUCAUAUCCAGAAGGCUCAGUGAUGACAGUGAUGCAGCCAGCAACGCAUGCAGAGAGCUGGCAUGCUUCUUCACUACAGGCAUUGUGGUGUCUGCGUUCGGGCUUCCCAUCAUACUGGCCCGGGUUGCAUUAAUCCAGUGGGGGGCCUGUGGCCUGGUGAUGGCUGGCAACGCUGUCAUCUUCGUGACCAUCCUGGGCUUCUUCCUGGUGUUCGGCGGGGGAGACGACUUCAGCUGGGAGCAGUGGUAGACCGUCUGGAUCUCUGGCACCAUCCCAAAUGGACCCCCUAGACCCUACGCCCUAUGGAUUUGACCGGUGCAAGCAAUAUGGUAGUAGCUUCACCCUGCCCUCUGAUAGGCUAGGUGGAAGUUUCACCAUAUUGUUUAAACCAAUCAAAUCUACUCUGAUCUCUAAAAGUGCAUAGGGUGUAGGGUCUAGGGAUCGAUUGGGACACAGAGACGGAGGGAGUCAGUCAUUCCUGUUAUUAACAACAAGGUUACAGUGGUGGACGGCAGAUAUGAUAAACCAAAAAGCUACUACGGCCUAACGUCGCUACUAACUGACGUUUUAAGAAGCUGAUGCUGACUAUUUAAUGUCCUAUGAGAAAGGGGGGUGGCACUCCUGGUUAGUGAGGAGGGGGUGGCACUAAACAGGGUGUCUGGGAUGUUAAUGGACACUGCGAUGUCUGUCCUUUUUUUCCCUCUAGAUACCUGAUCAGUUUUUCUUAUAGUAUUCGCUCCAAUAUUCUCUUCAACCUUUUUUUUUGCUUUACCUGUCCCCUAUGCUGAGGGAGAGUCAUUGAAAACCAGUGUCCUGUCCAGCCCCCCCCCCCCCCCCCUCCCUAGGAACUUGUUGAUCUCAGUGAGAAGACUGGAUAGGUGUAAGCAUGUGGUGAAAUAUCACCAAGGGGAAAUGUUCUUUUAACGUCUACACAAGUGUCUAGGGCUAGAAUGGUUGUUUCUGGAAAAGGCCCGCCUCUCUACAUUCAUAUCUAUAAAGCUAGUUUAAGGAUGAUAAUAACUUGUAUGUGUGUUAUGAGGGAUACUGUUGAAUGAUUUUUUGUUGUAAUCACCACUACGCCGUCUGUGUCCACUUCAUUUAGGGAGUAUUCUGUUUGUUUGUGGAAAUCUUAUUUAAGCGUAAGCAUUUCAAAUGAUCUACUCAUUCUUACAGCUGAUUGUGUGUGUACCUUAUUUUGUUUGUAUGUAUCUAUUUCAUAUGAUCACUUUGGGUAUGACUUACAUUUACAUUUUACAUUUAAGUCAUUUAGCAGACGCUCUUAUCCAGAGCGACUUACAAAUUGGUGCAUUCACCUUAUGACUUCAUAACCAUGUCAAGGUUUCUGUGUGUAGUUUGUUGUAUUCAACAUGUUGCCCUUCUACAAAUGUUUCCACCAAUACCAAAGGCCAUUUUUAAGAAAAUAAGGUAGACAUGAUUCAUUCACCCCACUAAGGUUUCUGAUGUGUCUAUGAUUAUGAAACACACAGUUCAUAUUAAUUAUGAAAACAACAUUGUUAUGCCAUUAUAAGCUGGUUGUCUUCACUGACGACAGAGGCUAACAUAAGAGAUUGUGAAUCAUUGUCUACAUUAGUACAGGAAUGUUGAUUUCACACAUGGAAUGUAAACACUAUAUACUUUGUGUUUUGUAGACCAGGUCUGUUUGUGUUCAAAUGAGGUGCCCACAUUUGUAUUCACCAAAAAACUAAUUGACAAGUGCCUGUAAAAUCGAUUUUUGUUUUGUUUUACUUAUUCAAAAACAUUUUUAUAUAACUUAUAAAAGUGACUUUUUAUAUUCGGUACUGGUAAAGCCUGAGAAUAUAUAUAGUACAUUAGUGACCAGAUGUAACCAAACUACUUUAUACUUAGCCCCAGCAACAUGCAAUCACUAAAUAUAAAGUAGGCCUACUUCCAAUCAAUGUCUUAUUUUCACUGAAGGGUCUAUUGAAGGGUGUUUCAGAGAGAGUGGCCAUAUGCAACAACAAAAAAUAUGACUUUCCAUUUCACUCGUGUGUGUAUAAUUGAUACACUUCUGCAUGUGUAAUAGGACAAAUAUAAUCACCCACCAAAGAAAAACAUAUUUAACAUUUCUACAUGAUCUUAUCUCAUGAAUAUAAACAUUGUUUUAAGAGCGAUCGUUCAUUAUGACGCCUACGUUGUUGCACAUGUACUGUAGGCGUCAACUCGAAACUUAACACAUCACUUUCAAAACACUAGAGGGCACUAGAGACCUGUUUUUAAACUGACAAAAAAACUAUACAGUCUGUUUUCUAACAUGAAUUAAAACACUAUUGAAAUAAAAUAUUUCUUUUUUUUUGAAUAUG
Molecule: messenger RNA, 2621 nt
Organism: Oncorhynchus gorbuscha (pink salmon)
Lineage: Eukaryota; Metazoa; Chordata; Actinopteri; Salmoniformes; Salmonidae
Product: leptin receptor gene-related protein
Exons: 4
Coding region: 154-549 (131 amino acids)
Biological process (GO): late endosome to vacuole transport via multivesicular body sorting pathway; negative regulation of growth hormone receptor signaling pathway
Cellular component (GO): endosome
Source: RefSeq, a predicted model, not a curated record